Messenger RNA from Eucalyptus grandis, 913 nucleotides. RefSeq names its product formin-like protein 14. The coding region runs from base 169 to 702 and encodes 177 amino acids. The record is from RefSeq and is a predicted model, not a curated record. The transcript has a single exon. NCBI's taxonomy places the organism in Eukaryota, Viridiplantae, Streptophyta, Magnoliopsida, Myrtales, Myrtaceae.
CAUCAAAGGGAAUUCAAAGCCGCCACUUCCCCCGAGUUGUGACUCAGAGUCACCCACCAGCCACCCCCACCCGACCUGAUCAUCACCUUGUCUUGUAUUAGCCCCCUGCAGCAGCAGCAGCAGCAGCAGCAGCAGCAGACGCGCAGAGAGAGAAUCUGAGGGGGAGCCAUGGCAGAGAACGGCGGCGCAGUCCACCUCGAGCGCAAGCUCCGGCUCAGGCUCGAGCCGCCGCCUCCGCUCCCGACCGCCCUCCGCCGCCGGCACUCGAUCGCCGCCCCCACCGCCCCGCCCCCCCGCCCCCGCCAAGCCCCCGCCCAGUCCCUCAGCUUCCCCAACGGCACCUCCGCCUCCCACCCUCCCCUCCCUCCCCCGCUCGACCUCUCCGGCCACGACUUCCCUCCUACACCACCCUCCGGGACCUCCUCCCCCUCCCCGGCCGCCUCCUCCCCCCGCCGCCGCCGCCGCCGCGCCGCCGCCUCCCCGACCUCCGCCGCGAGCUCGUCCUACGAGAUAUCGAUCCGCAACCGCCUGGUGAACCGGGCCGCCUGGGCCUACCUCCGGCCGAUGUCGGCCUCCCCCCGAUGCGACGGGCCCCACCUCCUCCGCCGCCUCUGGCUCCGCCUCUCCGCCUGCCUCGGGUUCGUCCGCCGGGCCCUCGGCCGGAUCGCCAGCUUCUUCCUGCCGGUCCGCUCCGAUAGAUAGCCGUGGCGCCCCCCCGGCGUGACGUCGACGGCGUGGCUUUUUUUUCAUUGCUGACGUCACAGACAUGGCUCCCCCCGACCAUUCUCCGGUUCGUAUAAAUAUUUUUUUGAGCCUCUUAAUUUUUCUUUUUUAGCAUUUUUAUCCCAAGGUAAUGUCAUAAUACAUUGUAGUCUAUCUUUCCGAUUUUUAACCAGCUGGGUUUUUUACUGAA